AUGCUCUGCGAAUGGCCGACUGGUGCCGAUGGAAGCUGUGCGAAUAGCCUGGCGAACAUAUUGCCACGGACAGUCAAGCGCCUAACUCUUUAUACGUAUGCAGCUGAUUGCCAAGCAUGGAGGCAUGCUCAUGAUCUUGCUCGGUACUUUGAAACCGGAGCAGACGAUUGGGCUCUCAAACGGCUCAAGAUGAUGAUUGACGACGACUGCUCGGUUGACGGUAUACUUAGGGACCACAAGGCAUGCAUUGCGGCAGGCUGGAAAUUAAAGCAGGCGUAUGCGGCCACCAAAGUGCGGGUGUAUAUAUCUUUUGACCAUGACACGGUGUUGUAUACGGAAACUGGUGCGUUACGUGAGGAUGAUGGCGAUGAGAGCGUCUACUAUGAGUGGUCUACGGGUGACGACUACUGCUCAUCCGCUCAUGAUGAUUCUGACAGUGAGGAAUCUGAUUAUAUUGAGAGUUGA
[Torrubiella] hemipterigena is the source of this 465-nucleotide messenger RNA. NCBI's taxonomy places the organism in Eukaryota, Fungi, Ascomycota, Sordariomycetes, Hypocreales, Clavicipitaceae. The record is from the annotation of a GenBank genome assembly.